AUGGUGGUUGGCGUGGUCCUGGCGCUUUUGGUGCUCUUAGGACUCGCUCCUUCCUUAAGGAGCGAUGCGGAUUCAGAGCGUGGAAGGACGCACCUACGCCGCGUGCAGAGGCUCGCCGCUCAACCAAAGUACGGAGAGUGUUGGUUGCGAGCUUUGAAGCACCUAGACACGCGCUGCAAGGAGUUGACGUCACAGAGCCAAAGUCGGAUCGCGCUGAGCUUCACCUACUGUCACCUGAGCAGCUCUGGAAGGGAUUUCCCAUCAUGCCCUGAUGGGUCAGACAUCACCAAGUGUACAGGUGCGAUGGAUGCUGUGGCCUUUAACACUUAUACCGAGUUUUUCACCCACACCUAUUCCAUCUGUCACUUCCUGCACUCUGAAGCCUGGCAGAGCCGCGCUGAGAACACCAUUCACAGGUUGACGGAGAGUUCGGCAGGUGUAGUUGAGCAGCUUCAGUCUACCAGGCAGAUGGCUGAGGCUCUGAUUGAAACCCAGAGCAUUGCCUUACAGGCACAGCAGGAGAUCCUAAACAAUGGAGAAGAGCUGAGAGUCACCCUCAAAGACUCUACUCAAGGUCUGCGGGCUGUGUUUUCUGAGCUAAGCAGCGUCUCCAGGGAGCAGCAGAUGGCCCUGUCUGAACUCUUUAGCAGAGUUUCCUUCUUGCAGAACUUCCUACUGAUGGAGGCUCAUAGUCUGAGCUCCUGCUGCUACAACGCUGCUGCUCUCUUCACCUCAUUCUUCCUCACCUGCAGCCAGCGCUCUUCCAGAGCCAGGUUGGUGUUGCUUGGCUUGGUGUGUCUGAAUUUCUACCUGGAGAGGAGGAUCUACCAGUUCGUGGUGAGCUCCGAUCAUCCUGAACAUCAACACAUGGAGCUGCUCGGUGUGUAUGUGAGCCUGCUGCGGCGGCUCAUGGUGUGCGUUGGCCUGUGCGUCCUGCUGGCUGUUUGUGUUCGGUACAGAGACCCAGUACAGCAGAGUCUGCAGGUGCUGCAACAGCUCACAGAGACUCAGCGAAGGCUGCAGGAGGCGCUGCAGCGCGCAGAGUGUUUGGCAGAACAGAGGAUUCAUCACAUGAAGAGGAGCACAGGGAGCAGGAGGAAGGAGAAGGAGGAUGAUGAUAGUGACGACGACUGCAGAAGCACACCGGUGUCUCCGACCACAGACUUGACUCAUCUCUCAGUCCUUGGUCGUGGCUCUACAAAUGGCUCAGACAUCACUAUGCUGCCAUACGUUACACACAAUGCAUCAGCAAGUCAUGGUCGUCGCGCCCGUCGCUCCUCCGCUGUGGUCUACAGCAUCCUGGUGGAAGACAGACAGCCUCGCUACAGUCUAAGAAGCCGACGAUCAGAAACUCAGUGACUGAAGGAAUGAGUCCCAAUGUUUGUUUUUCUUUGUCAAUAAAGGCCAGUUGGAUUUUAAA
Messenger RNA from Betta splendens (Siamese fighting fish), 1420 nucleotides. RefSeq lists its product as uncharacterized. NCBI's taxonomy places the organism in Eukaryota, Metazoa, Chordata, Actinopteri, Anabantiformes, Osphronemidae. The transcript is spliced from 10 exons. The record is from RefSeq and is a predicted model, not a curated record. The coding region runs from base 1 to 1359 and encodes 452 amino acids.